Cydia fagiglandana is the source of this 702-nucleotide messenger RNA. Its product is annotated as brain-specific homeobox protein homolog. The coding region runs from base 1 to 702 and encodes 233 amino acids. The record is from RefSeq and is a predicted model, not a curated record. Lineage: Eukaryota; Metazoa; Arthropoda; Insecta; Lepidoptera; Tortricidae. Gene Ontology annotation, biological process: regulation of DNA-templated transcription. Gene Ontology annotation, molecular function: DNA binding; DNA-binding transcription factor activity, RNA polymerase II-specific. The transcript has 5 exons.
AUGGACACCCGCAGCGAUAGCCCUACGGACUCCAACCGGCAAGAGACCGGCAAAACCUCAUUCCUCAUCGAAGACAUCUUAUAUAGAGGUCAAAUAAAGCCCCAGGAAAGGAGGUUUGAUUAUGAAAGGGAGCCUAAGCCAUAUUUCCCGGUGCCGAGUGAAAUACGGCCCGUAGCUAGAGAGGGCUCGUAUCUGCAGGUCAUGGGCGCUUUAGGGGCGUAUCUACAUGCGCCUAAUACGUAUAAGACUGUGGAGGCUCCGUAUUUUCUGUCACAAGGGGUGCCGUAUCACGCUUUAUUCACGCCGUCCGAGCUCUCGUUGUCAGCCCUGAAGCACUGCCGACGGCGGAAGGCGCGGACGGUGUUCUCUGACCCACAGCUCACAGGUCUCGAGAAGCGCUUUGAAACGCAACGCUACCUGUCAACUCCGGAGCGCGUGGAGCUGGCGGGCGCCCUCAACCUCUCCGAGACCCAGGUCAAGACCUGGUUCCAGAACCGGCGCAUGAAGCAUAAGAAGCAGAUGAGGAAACAACAACAACGAGGGAACGCGGCAGUGGACUUUACGAAACACACACCUCAGCAGGCAGAAUGUAGAAAGACGGACGAGGCCCGACUAGCACACACGUCGGACUCCGAGAGCGAGCACAGCGAUAGCGACAUCGACAUCGUUGGCGAGACCAACUACACGCGGUACAACACGUAA